AUGUUAUUCUUCGUAUCUACAUCUUUAUUCUCCUGCGUCUAUGUCUACAACUUCGGCAGAGCUAUGGAGGAUGCUGUUACUCACAGCGUAUAUCGUUAUGGUCCAGUAUUCUCAAGAAUCGUCUGGGUAGCUGAUCCGGGCCUAUUCACCAUCAUAGCGAGCCAUGUUAGUAUGUCCCAUAUUGGUGCCUUACCUUUACUAUGCAUUGACGUUAUUGUCACUAUUGGUGUUAUCGCGAGGGAUGUGGCUGAUUACAAUGUCCAGUUCCCUAUUCUGGUUGGAGAAUUCAUCCGUACUACUGUCCAUGGCCGAUUUGAUUAA
Messenger RNA from Perkinsus marinus ATCC 50983, 321 nucleotides. RefSeq lists its product as hypothetical. The record is from RefSeq and is a predicted model, not a curated record. The transcript has 4 exons. Bases 1 to 321 code for a protein of 106 amino acids. NCBI's taxonomy places the organism in Eukaryota, Perkinsozoa, Perkinsida, Perkinsidae.